AUGGCCCAAACAGAAACACCCAAAGAGGCCCCCUGGUACGAUGCGUAUCCGGCCCCCGAGUCCGUCGCACCGUCGCUACCCCGCCACGAACUACUAGAGUGGUUCCAGGCCGGCAGGAAGCCCGGACAGGACUUCGUGUUGGUGGACGUGCGCCGCACUGACUUCGAGGGCGGCACAAUUCGGGGAUCGAUAAAUCUACCAGCGCACAGUUUGUAUCCAACACUUGCUUCGGUGCAUGCGCUGUUGGCGAGUAGUGGUGUCCAUCAUGUGAUUUGGUACUGUGGUUCCUGUGGUGGCCGUGGUCCGCGCGCAGCAGCGUGGUUUGCAGAUUAUCUGCGCCAGGUGCAGGAUACAUCGAUGACGAGUAUGAUCUUGGAAGGAGGCAUCAAGGGCUGGGUAGCAGCGGGAGCAAAGUAUACCGAGCUGAUGGACGGGUAUGAUGCUAGUUUUUGGGUGACGAAGUAG
Molecule: messenger RNA, 465 nt
Organism: Penicillium macrosclerotiorum
Lineage: Eukaryota; Fungi; Ascomycota; Eurotiomycetes; Eurotiales; Aspergillaceae
Product: putative arsenate reductase (Arc2)
Exons: 3
Coding region: 1-465 (154 amino acids)
Cellular component (GO): cytoplasm; nucleus
Molecular function (GO): protein tyrosine phosphatase activity
Source: RefSeq, a predicted model, not a curated record